GCCAAGAUCUAUCCCGCCUCUCCGGCUGCUGCGGCAUGCCUCUCGGUUCCUCCACGCCACCGCUGUGGCUGAGUCACCCCCCCCGACUAAUGUUGUUGCGGAGGAGAAGGCACAGCGACCUGUGUAUCCAUUUGUGGCGAUUGUCGGGCAGGAGGAGAUGAAGCUGGCGCUCAUUCUGAACGUGAUAGAUCCCAAGCUGGGAGGUCUGAUGUGCAUGGGCGACAGGGGGACGGGCAAGACCACCACCAUUCGAGCCAUCGCUGACCUCCUGCCGCAGAUAGACGUCGUUGCGACUGACCCUUUCAACAGGUAAGUGUGCACUUGACUGCGAGUUCAUGCUGUAUUCCUCUUCUUCGUGUGCCUGCAGUUCUCCCAGCGAUCCUGAUUUGAUGGGCCCUGAGGUACGGGAUCGUGUUGAGCAUGAAGAAAGCCUCAAGGUGACCAAAGUGAAGGUCCCCAUGGUGGAUCUACCUCUCGGCGCAACAGAAGAUCGGGUGUGCGGGACCAUUGACAUCGAAAAGGCACUCACCGAGGGUGUGAAAGCAUUCGAACCAGGUCGAAACAGGCAGGGGGUCGUGUAUCUGAUUUUGUUGUGCGUCGUGCCUUCGGUCUAGGUCUUUUGGCCAAGGCGAACAGGGGCCUUUUGUAUGUAGAUGAGGUCAAUCUGCUGGACGACCAUCUUGUGGACGUACUGCUCGAUAGCGCAGCGUCAGGAUGGAACACAGUGGAGGUGAGAAUGACACAGUGAAAAGGCUGCGCAUGCUCAAGUCUUCACACGAGGCGUGUGAGGUGCUUGUUGACGUCCUUGGUGCUCCAGCGGGAAGGUAUCUCCGUCCGCCAUCCAGCCCGUUUCGUGUUGAUCGGGUCAGGGAACCCCGAAGAGGGCGAGCUGCGACCUCAGGUAUCACGGAAGGGACAAAUGUAAUGACGGGAGCCCACCUUGUUGGCUGGUGCACUUCAGUUGCUUGACCGCUUCGGCAUGAUGGCCGAGAUCCACACGGAGCGGGAUCCUGAGAGGAGGGUGCAGAUCGUCGAAUUCAGAACAGGUGCAAGCUUAGUCGACACACAAGUGCGAAAAAAUGCAUCACGCCUUCGUGUAAGCUUUCGACACGAGCCCGAAGGAGUUCGUUAAGCAGCACAGCGCCGAGUCCAAUAACUUGCGGGAAAGGAUAAUCAGGUAAGAGACGGAGGAGCGUGUAGAACGCUCGCAUCCGGCUUUCAUUCGCCUGCACGUUUACUGCUCACCCUGCGCCUUGUCCAUUCAGGGCUCAGGCGCUGCUUCCCACGGUGAAGAUGGACCACGACAUGCGCGUCAGAGUGUCGCAGGUUUGCAGCACGCUUAAUGUGGAUGGACUCAGAGGGGAUAUCGUCACCAACAGGGCAGCGAGGGCAUAUGCGGCUUACCAGGUGGAAUACACCGGUGGAAUGAACACGGGUUAGAAAAGAAGAUGGCCACUUGUGUCAUCUAACCCAUCAGGGUCGUGACGAGGUGACAGUGGACGACAUCGGCAGAGUCAUCACCCUUGCCCUCAAACACCGACUCCGGAAGGAUCCCCUGCAACAGGUGCGACCAGCGAGCGAAGCUAUCGACUCGGCAGAUCUGCCUGACUGCACCUGUCGUGUGAUUUUAUUUUUGCCAGGUUGAGUCUGGCGACAAGGUCAUGAAAGUUUUCAGGGAAGUCUUCGAACUGGAAGAACAGGACGAAGACGAAGAUUAGAGUUACUCUGCUGCGAUGAACAUUAGUCAAAUGAUUUUUCGUCUUGUGAGCACGUUCUUUUUCCUUACGAACUCACCAUGACAAAAAACCUUUCGUCCCAUGGAGUAUCCACUGAUGGACGGUUUUGAGCCCAUGAAACAACUUCAUGAGGGGAUUUACGGGACAAUGGCCGUGGGGGUCACUGAGAAUCUGUUUCAGAAAGCUAUCCUUCAUACCUUCACUGCAUAAAGAGAGGUAUGAAGGAUCAAAACCCCUUCACAGUAAAUCCAAG
Molecule: messenger RNA, 1989 nt
Organism: Vitrella brassicaformis
Lineage: Eukaryota; Vitrellaceae
Source: the annotation of a GenBank genome assembly